Messenger RNA from Rhinopithecus roxellana (golden snub-nosed monkey), 2442 nucleotides. Its product is annotated as mucin-3A-like. The transcript is spliced from 4 exons. The record is from RefSeq and is a predicted model, not a curated record. Bases 1 to 2442 code for a protein of 813 amino acids. NCBI's taxonomy places the organism in Eukaryota, Metazoa, Chordata, Mammalia, Primates, Cercopithecidae.
AUGACCGCAUCUUCUCUGACUACAGACAUCCCUUCGACCACACCAACAACUAUCACCCACCCUUCUGUGGGCUCUACUGGCUUCUCGACUACAGGAACAGACCUCACAUCAACAUUCACUGGUUCCAGUUCCUCAGCAAUGUCCACAAGUGUCAUUCCAUCUUCCCCCAGCAUCCAGAAUACAGAAACCUCAUCCCUUGUCAGCAUGACCUCUGUCACCACUCCCAGCGAGACACCAACUCUCCCAAGUACUGACGGCACUCUGACAAGUUCCCUCCUGACGCCCUUCCCAAGUACAUAUUCAUUUUCCUCUUCUAUGUCUUCCAGCAGUGCCGGGACCACUCACACAGAGACUAUUUCCUCACCUCCAGUCAGCACCAGUACAGUCCACACAACAGCCGAAUCCACCCUGUCACCUGCUGCCGCCACCUCACUCACCACAUCCACAACGAUGGAACCACCUUCAACCACGGCAGCAACUACAGGCACAGGCCAGACCACCUUCCCCAGCUCUACAGCCACAUUCCCUGAGACCACCACACUGACUGCUACAACUGACAAGUCCACCGAAUCUCUCACAACAGCUGUGACUUCUCCUCCCAUUACUUCAUCAGUCACUUCCACAAAUACAGUGACUUCUGUGACAACUACAACCUCUCCUCUCACAACCACAAAUUAUUUUACAUCACUGACUAGUAUGACUCUGUCUUCUACACCUAUCCCAAGCACAGAAGCAAUCACCAGUGGCACCACAAGCACAAUCCCUCCAUCUAUCUUGGUGACCACACUCCCCACUACAAAUGUCUCAUCUAUGACUACAUCUGAGACCACCUAUCCUAAUUCUCCAAGUGGCCCUGGUACAAACUCCACGACUGAAAUCACCUAUCCCACCACUAUGACAGAGACAUCAUCCACUGCCACCUCUAUUCCACCCACUUCUCCCUUGGUCUCAACCGCAGGAACAGCCAAAAGUCCUACCACAAACUUGGUAAACACCACCACCACCAAGACCACCUUACAUAGUACCUCCAGCUUCACUUCUUCAAGCAUCUACUCCACAGCCAGCAGAUACACAACUGCCAUCACCUCAGUUCCGACAACCUUGGGUACCAUGAUGACUUCUACAUCCAUGAUCCCAUCUACUCUAAGUACAGGUAUCCCUACCUCACAACCAACAACCAUCACUCCCUCAUCUGUGGGCCUCACUAGUUCAUUACCUAUGAUGACAGACCUCACCUCAGUGUACACAGUCUCCAGCAUGUCUGCAACGCCAACCACUGUCGUUCCCUCAUCUCCCACUGUCCAGAAUACAGAAACCUCAUCCUUUGUCAGCAUGACCUCUGCCACCACUCCCAGUGGGAGGCCAACUUUUGCCAGUACACACAGCACUCUGACAAGGUCCCGCUUGACAACCUUCCCAGGGACGUAUUCAUUUUUGCCUUCCAUGCCUGCCAGCAGUGCUGGGACCACUCACAGAGAGAGUAUCUCCUCACCUCCUGCCAUCACCAGUGCACUCCACACAACGGCUGAAUCCACCCCAUCACCCACUACCACCACCUCAUUCACCACAUCCACAAUGAUGGAACCACCUUCAACCACUGGAGCAACUACAGGCACAGGUCAGACCACCUUCCCCAGCUCUACAGCCACAUUCCCUGAGACCACUACACUGACUCCUGCAAUUGACAUUUGUACAGAAUCUCUAACAACAGCCAUGACUUCUCCUCCCCGCAUCAGUUCUUCAAUCACUCCCACCAAUACAGUGACUUCUAUGACAACUACGACCUCUUGGCCCACAGCCACUAAUACGUUGUCAUCACUCACCAGUAGCAUUUUAUCUUCUCCACCUGUCACAAGCACAGAAAUGAUAACCAGUCGUAACACCAACACCACCCCUCCAUCCACCUUGUUGACUACUUUCCCCACCACCACCCCCGAUACCACCUCCCACAGUACCCGCAGCUUAAAUUCUUCAGCCAUUUACUCCACAGCCAGCACAUCCACAACUGCCAUCUCCUCAGCUUCCCUUACCUCAGGUACCAUAGUGACUUCCACAACCAUGACCCCAUCUUCUCUGACUACAGACAUCCCUUCGACAACACCAACAACUAUCACCCACCCUUCUCAUCCAGAAUACAGAAACCUCAUCCCUUGUCAGCAGGACCUCUGUCACCACUCCCAGCGAGACACCAACUCUCCCAAUCAGCACCAGUACACUCCACACAACAGCCGAAUCCACCCUGUCACCUGCUGCCGCCACCUCACUCACCACAUCCACAACGAUGGAACCACCUUCAACCACGGCAGCAACUACAGAAUCUCUCACAACAGCUGUGACUUCUCCUCCCAUUACUUCAUCAGUCACUUCCACAAAUACAGUGACUUCUGUGACAACUACAACCUCUCCUCUCACAACCACAAAUUAUUUUACAUCACUGACUAG